Molecule: messenger RNA, 813 nt
Organism: Eimeria mitis
Lineage: Eukaryota; Apicomplexa; Conoidasida; Eucoccidiorida; Eimeriidae
Source: RefSeq, a predicted model, not a curated record
AUGCAGCAGAGUCUGCACCAGAAAUCCACGGAGCAGCUGGAGGCCAUGGAGCAGCAGAUGCUGCACCCGACAGCCACGGAGCAGCAGAGGGCGGUGGAGCAGCAGACUCUGCACCAGCGCGCCACCGGACUCCAGACUGCAGUGGAGCAGCAGACUCUGCACCAUAGCCCAACCGAGCAGAAGGCAGUGGAGCAGCAGUCUGUGCAACAGAGCCCAACCGAGCAGCAGGAGGCAGUGGAGCAGACUCUGCACCAGAGCCCCAUGGAGCAGCAGGAGGCCAUGGAGCAGCAGACUGUGCACCAGAGCCCCACUGAGCAGCAGAACGCAGUGGAGCAGCAGACUGUGCACCCGAUCGCCCAGGAGCAGCGGAGAGCGGUGGAGCAGCAGACUCUGCACCGUAGCCCAACCGAGCAGCAGAACCCAGUGGAGCAGCAGAUGCUGCACCAUAACCCAACCGAGCAGCAGGAGGCAGUGGAGCAAAAGUCUCUCCACCAGAGAGCCACAGGGCACCAGAAGGCAGUGGAGCAGCAGACGCUGCACCAGAGCCCAACCGAGCAGCAGAAAGCAGUGGAUCAGCAGACGCUGCACCGGAGCGCAACGGAGCAGCGGAUGCUGCACCCGAGCAGCAGAAAGCAGUGGAUCAGCAGACGCUGCACCGGAGCGCAACGGAGCAGCGGAUGCUGCACCCGAUCGCUGACGAGUAGCAGGUGGUGCAGCAGCAGGACCAGAACGCCAUUGAGCAGCAGAUCCUGCACUAGGAUGCAAUGGAGCAGCAGGCGCUGCAACAGAAUGCCGUGGAGCACCAGAAGCUGA